AUGGGAGCCUGGGAGUCUCACACGCAGAGGUUCACCUCGAAUGGUGAGGCAUCCCUUUUUGAGGUGAACAUCCGUUACGUCGGCGGGUUGCUUUCAGCGUACUACCUGACAGGAGACGAGCUUUUCAGAAAUAAAGCAGUGGAGCUGGGAGAAAAGCUGCUACCAGCCUUUAACACACCAACAGGGAUCCCCAGAGGAGUCAUCAACUUGGGGAGUGGCACCAGUUGGAGCUGGGGCUGGGCUUCAGCUGGCAGCAGCAUCUUGGCUGAGUUUGGGACCCUUCACCUUGAAUUUGUGCAUCUGACAGAGCUAUCUAAGAAUCCUGUCUUUGAAGAGAAGGUGAUGAGCAUCAGAAAGCUCCUGAACAAGAUCGAGAAACCUCACGGCUUGUAUCCCAACUUCCUCAGUCCAGUCAGCGGCAACUGGGUCCAGCAUCAUGUUUCCAUCGGUGGCCUCGGAGAUAGUUUCUACGAGUAUUUGAUCAAAUCCUUCCUAAUGUCAGACAAGACAGAUGUGGAAGCAAAGAAGAUGUAUUACAGUGCACUUGAUGCGAUUGAAGCUAACCUGGUGCAGAAGUCACCUGGUGGCCUCACCUACAUGGCUGAGUGGAGGGGCGGCAUCUUGGACCACAAGAUGGGUCACCUGGCCUGCUUCUCUGGGGGCAUGAUUGGCAUCGGAGCUGAUGAUGGUGUACCAGAGAAGAGGCAGCAUUACCUUGACCUCGCUGCCGAAAUCACACACACAUGCCAUGAGAGCUACACCCGCUCAACAACUAAACUGGGACCCGAGGCCUUCAGAUUUGACAGCGGAGCAGAAGCUACUGCUACAAGACUGAGUGACAGAUACUACAUCUUGCGACCAGAAGUCAUCGAGAGCUACAUGUACAUGUGGAGACUGACCCACGACCCCAAGUACAGAGACUGGGGAUGGGAGGCUGUGGAGGCUCUGGAACAGCACUGCAGAGUGGAGUCUGGUUUUUCGGGGAUCCGGGAUGUUUAUACCAUGACAGCCAGCCACGACAACAUGCAGCAGAGCUUCUUCCUGUCAGAGACACUUAAGUAUCUUUAUCUGCUCUUUUCUGACGAUGACCUCCUCUCUCUGGAAGACUGGGUCUUUAACACCGAAGCUCAUCCGCUGCCUAUAAUCCGUAAGAGCUGCCUGCAGGAUGAAGUAACAGAAGAAAAGACCGUCUCUGAAUAAAACCACUCACCAACCAAGACGUAGAUAAUUCUGCACAAUUUAUGUGUGCACAGUCAAACAAAAGUUGCAAAUACCAAUUCAGUGCAGAUUCAGGGUCUUAUAAGGAGUGUGUGGUUGACUCCCUGUUCCUUUCAAGUAAAGGAUGUUGUCGUUUUAUGCUGUGAUUGUAUAUCCUUUCGCCGAGGUUCCUUCCUACUGGCACUUCUUUUUUGCGGACAAUCAAAACAAACAUGACUUUCAUGAAGAGAUACCUUUUUCUUUCCUUCUUUCCUCUGUGAGGAAACCACUUUAACGUACAGACCCAAAUGUAUGGGAGAAGGUUUGAACUAUGGGCUAUACUGUCAGAGAGAUACGAACCACUUGAUUUUCGAUCAUUAUUUUAGUUUACUUUUACUGAUGACGUUUUCCCUUUAGACUUACUUCUGCUUUUCUUUUGUGAACUCUUUAGCCAAAGGUUCUAUCUGUCGCCCUCUUUUAAAGUAAACUGUUUUGAUGAAAUUUAAAGGAAAGAGUGAAAUAAUGUACAGAUAAACACAAAAUGUGACUCUCUAAUCCACCUCGAAACUAAUUUUGAUGUCAUGUUUCUUAUUGAAACAAGGAUGAAUGCAUUUUUUUAAAGGACAGAGAUGUCAGGAAAGAGGCUUUGUCUUAUGCAUCCAGGGACCACUUAAAAAAAUGUGUUUCCAGUCUAUGCUCUGGUAAUUUUUUUGUUUUCCCAACAGAACCGUGUUUGCUUAGCCUUUCACAAUACAAUGGAGCACUCUCCGUCCUUUCACUGUAAAAACAAAGCAUCAAGAAAAAAAUGAAGACAUCUGUGAACUAGCUUCAGAUGCCUUUUCUUUUGGGAGUUUUCCUGCCUUCACAUACAGCCACAGUGAUGUUGCAGGUUUUUAAGCUGCAGAGACAAGCUUUUAUUUUCUAUCACUGUUCUGUUAACAGUUGCUCUUCUGCACAGUCGUGGAGUGAAUGUGCUAUAUAUACAGACGAAGUGAGUGGCACCUGUGUGAGCUUUGUCUUUUCUUAAGUUUCUGUCUCUUUUUCGUUAUCUUUUUCUAAAACUUCAGUCAUUGUUUUUCUGGGUUCUCUUUAAUUUGCUUCCCUCAGGUGUUUCAGUAAAAAAAAAAAAAAAAAAAAGUCUAAUUUUAAGUCUAGUUAUUGCUGAUAUUAAUUAUUGUUAUGACCAAUUCUUACUGUUUGAUUUUAUUUUGAUUGUUAAAUAUUUUCAAAUACUGAUUAAAAAGAAACUGUGCAACU
This is a messenger RNA of Cyprinodon variegatus (sheepshead minnow), 2454 nucleotides long. RefSeq names its product mannosyl-oligosaccharide 1,2-alpha-mannosidase IC-like. Gene Ontology annotation, biological process: N-glycan processing; carbohydrate metabolic process. The coding region runs from base 1 to 1200 and encodes 399 amino acids. Gene Ontology annotation, molecular function: mannosyl-oligosaccharide 1,2-alpha-mannosidase activity; calcium ion binding. NCBI's taxonomy places the organism in Eukaryota, Metazoa, Chordata, Actinopteri, Cyprinodontiformes, Cyprinodontidae. Gene Ontology annotation, cellular component: extracellular exosome; endoplasmic reticulum; Golgi membrane. The transcript is spliced from 10 exons. The record is from RefSeq and is a predicted model, not a curated record.